AAGCUGGUGAAACACUUUGGCUGGACUUGGAUAGGUGCUGUCAAUUCAGAUUCAGACUAUGGAAAUAAUGGCAUGGCGUCUUUCCUGGAAGCAGCACAUAAAGAGGGAAUCUGCGUGGAAUACUCAGAAGCGUUCUAUCGAACAAACCCACGUAGCAGAAUCCAGAGAGUGGCAGAUGUUAUCCGGAGGUCAACAGCUAUGGUUGUUGUGGCAUUUACAUCCUCUGGGGACCUAAGGAUCCUGCUGGAGGAGCUGUCACUCAAGCCCUCUCCACCUCGCCAGUGGAUAGGCAGUGAGUCCUGGGUAACUGACCCAGACAUGCUGAGGUUCAGCUUUUGCGCUGGAGCCAUUGGAGUUGGUAUUGAGAAAUCUGUCAUCCCAGGUCUGAGAGACUUCUUGCUGGAUCUCUCUCCCUCUACAGUGUCUGCCUCUCCGUUGCUGACUGAGUUCUGGGAGAAUGCUUUCAACUGCAGGCUGGGAAAAAGUGCAGCCACAGACACGACUGUGUGUGAUGGAACUGAAAACAUACAAACACUCCAAACCCCGUACACUGACACAUCUCAGCUGCGAAUAACUAACAUGGUGUACAAGGCUGUUUAUGCAAUAGCACAUGCCAUCCAUAAUGCUGUGUGCCAGAAAACUAAUGCUACAACUCAGUGUUACAAAUUCACCAGGAUAGAGUCCAAAGAGGUUCUUAGUCAACUGAGGAAAGUAAAUUUUUCCCAGAAUGGUUAUGAUGUGUCAUUUGAUGCCAACGGAGAUCCUGUGGCCACAUACGAGCUGGUUAACUGGCAGAAAAGUGAGAGUGGGAGCAUUGGGUUGGUGACAGUAGGGCGCUAUGAUGCAUCACUGCCAGUGGGCCAGGAGUUCAGGAUCAACAGGAAGCUCACCUGGGUGAAUGGUGGCACACAAGUGCCUGUGUCAGUGUGCAGUGACAGCUGUCCUCCAGGGACUCGUAAAGUUCUACAGAAAGGAAAACCCAUCUGCUGUUAUGAUUGUAUACCAUGUCCCGAGGGAGAGAUCAGCAAUGACACAGAUUCCCCUGAUUGUUUCUCUUGUCCCAAAGAGUUCUGGCCUAAUGCUGAGAAAGACACUUGUCUCCCAAAGCCUGUAGAGUUUCUUUCCUUCAGCGAGGUCCUGGGAAUCAUCCUGACUGUAUUCUCAGUCGGUGGUGCCUGU
Messenger RNA from Plectropomus leopardus (leopard coralgrouper), 1179 nucleotides. NCBI's taxonomy places the organism in Eukaryota, Metazoa, Chordata, Actinopteri, Perciformes, Serranidae. The record is from RefSeq and is a predicted model, not a curated record.